Molecule: messenger RNA, 1185 nt
Organism: Fraxinus pennsylvanica
Lineage: Eukaryota; Viridiplantae; Streptophyta; Magnoliopsida; Lamiales; Oleaceae
Source: the annotation of a GenBank genome assembly
AUGUGGAACUAUACACCCAAAUUUUGCUUCUUUGUCCUUGUCCUUGCCCUUGCCCUUGCCCUUGCCUUCCGAACCUAUUGGAGUUCCUCAUCUCCAUUUGAACUUGCACGAGGUUCACCAAUCUUUUGUGCGAAGUCUGCUUCUGCAAACCCUAGUAAACUCUCUUCCAAGGACAAAGCGCACACAGAGAAAGCGGCUAUGGCGCAGGAGCAGCUGGUGUUGAGAGGCAUAAUGAGGGCCCAUACGGAUUGGGUGACCGCAAUUGCAACGCCGGUAGACAACUCCGACAUGAUAGUCACCUCUUCCCGUGACAAGUCCAUUAUUCUGUGGAAUAUCACUAAGGAAGACAGGACAUAUGGCGUCGCCCGCCGCCGCCUUACUGGCCACUCCCACUUCGUCCAGGACGUUGUCCUUUCCUCCGACGGUAUGUUUGCGCUUUCUGGGAGCUGGGACGGCGAGCUCCGCCUCUGGGACCUUCAGACUGGUGCUACAACCCGCCGAUUCGUUGGCCACACUAAGGAUGUGUUGUCGGUUGCGUUUUCCGUUGAUAAUAGGCAGAUUGUUUCUGCAUCGCGUGACAAGUCUAUUAAGCUUUGGAAUACUUUGGGUGAAUGUAAGUACACUAUUCAAGACGGUGAUGCCCAUUCUGAUUGGGUUUCUUGCGUCCGGUUUUCGCCUAAUACGCUUCAGCCGACUAUAGUUUCUGGGUCUUGGGAUAAGACUGUGAAGAUCUGGAAUUUGUCUAAUUGUAAGCUGAGAUCAACCUUGGCUGGGCAUACCGGUUCGGUUAACACGGUGGCUGUUUCGCCUGAUGGGUCCUUAUGCGCGAGUGGAGGGAAAGAUGGAGUGAUAUUGCUCUGGGAUUUGGCUGAAGGGAAGAAGCUUUACUCUUUGGAAGCGGGUUCGACUAUUCAUUCACUUUGCUUCAGUCCCAAUAGGUACUGGCUUUGUGCAGCCACUGAAGCCAGCAUUAAGAUUUGGGACUUGGAGAGCAAGACUGUUGUUGUGGAUCUUAAGGUUGAUUUGAAACAGGAGAGUGAGAUGGCUGCUGAAGAGAGUACUCAAACCAGUAACAAAAACAAGAUUCUAUACUGCACUAGUCUCAAUUGGAGUAUGGAUGGGAGCACACUAUUCAGCGGUUACACGGACGGUGUCGUCAGAGUUUGGGGCGUUGGACGUUACUAG